CGUGACUGCGACUGCUUCAGGAAAGAAACUUGAGCUUUGCUACAUCAGAGGUGACAAGGGAGCGCGCAAACCCAAGCAUACAUCACGAAGAUCACCGCGACCGAGCGCUUUGGUCGCGAUCAUGGCGACUUCCAGAGCGCCCGCGGGUGCAACAAGAGCACCAUCCCACGUUCCCGUCUCUGGCGCACGCAUGUCUCCUUCUCAGCUUGGCGGUCCAUCAUCAUCCUCUUCCGCAGCAGUCGAAGCGCAAGCAGCGGCCGCGGCAGCAGCAGCAGCAGCAGCGACUCAAGACGCCCUCUCCGUCGUCCUCUGUACCGCAGGCUACGACCACACGAUUCGUUUUUGGGAAGCGUGGAGCGGAAUGUGCUCCAAAAUCGUUCAGCAUCCAGAUUCUCAGAUCAACAAGCUGGCCAUAUCCCCCGACAAGAGGUUCUUGGCUGUUGCGGCAAAUCAGCACGUCAGGCUCUACGACUGUGCGAUCGGUGCGCCUGGCGGUAGCAGCGCUGGAGCGGGCGGAGGAGCUGGCGCGGCUGCUACGGGUGGUAGCGGCAAUGCUGGCUUGAAUGCGGGAAGCAAUCCGGUCGCGACCUUUGACGGCCAUGCGGGAAAUGUGACCUCUUUGGCAUGGCACUGCGAUGCAAAGUGGCUAGUGACGGGCUCAGAGGAUGGCACGUUGAAGAUUUGGGAUACGAGGACUUCUCGACCACAACGAGUGUACGAUCAUCAUGCCCCGGUGAACGAUGUGGUCAUCCAUCCGAAUCAAGGGGAGCUUGUCAGCUGCGAUCAGGCAGGCAGCGUCAAAGUGUGGGAUCUGGGCGAGAAUGGCUGCAGUCACGAAUUGGUGCCGGAAGAAGAGGUCCCCAUUCGGUCGGUCACUAUAGCAUCUGAUGGCUCUUGUCUCGUAGCAGGCAACAACAAAGGAAACGUCUAUGUCUGGCGCAUACAGUCCGGAACAUCUGCAAACACCGCAGAUCCGAGCAGCGCGGCGCAGCUGGGAGGGGACGAUGGCAGCAAUGGCAACACGCCCAACACGCCAGGGGGAGACUUUACAGAUCUGCAGCCAGUCACCAAGUUCAGAGCGCACGACAAGUACUUGACCAGGUGUUUACUGAGCCCAGACGUGAGGUACUUGGCAACCUGCUCAGCAGAUACCACUGUCAAGAUAUGGAGCACUUCGAGGUACGAAUUCGCGCUGGAAAAGACGCUCGUGGGGCAUCAAAGAUGGGUGUGGGACGCGGCUUUCAGUGCAGAUAGCGCCUAUCUCGUCACUGCCUCUUCGGAUCAUGUAGCCAGAUUAUGGGAAUUGGCGAGCGGAGAGACUGUGCGGCAGUACAAUGGGCACAACAAAGCGGUCGUCUGCUGCGCUCUCAACGAUUCACAGCUGGAACAAUGAGAUGCCCCAAUCCGGUUUCAUCAUGAGCGGAGUGGGGCCCAAAGAUUCUUCGGAGACCCGAGUUUGAUGCGACGGCGAUCUCUGCACAGGAUCAUGACGCGCACUGGAUUGAGAUUUGGCACGAUGUGCUGCCACUGUGGUGGGCCGUGCCCCUUGGCACUCGGCGUAGUCGGCCGCCUCCUCCUCUUCCUCCUCCCCGACUGCGCAGCUUGCCCACGUCACCCUGUCACAAAAGACUGUAGGCAAUGCGGCUGCGCCACACCUCGAAGGGAGAAGAUGCCCCAUCGAUCAUGCCGCCGAAGCUCCAUAUUACACUGCGCUCCCGAAG
Molecule: messenger RNA, 1721 nt
Organism: Ceraceosorus guamensis
Lineage: Eukaryota; Fungi; Basidiomycota; Exobasidiomycetes; Ceraceosorales; Ceraceosoraceae
Product: WD40 repeat-like protein
Exons: 7
Coding region: 122-1393 (423 amino acids)
Biological process (GO): regulation of actin cytoskeleton organization; TOR signaling
Cellular component (GO): TORC2 complex; TORC1 complex
Molecular function (GO): protein binding
Source: RefSeq, a predicted model, not a curated record